UGUCACAAAAAUGAAGGACAACCAAUCAGCUGACAGCUUGUAAAGAUUAUUUUUCCAUCGUGUAAUUUAUCAUAAUUGUGUAUAAUAUUACAUAAAAGAGUACAUUGUAACCAGGGAUCAGUGCAAUAAUUGUUAUAAAUAAGUUUUGUUUAUCUUUGUAAUGGCUGUAGUGAGAUAUAGUUGUUAUCUUGUGAGAAUAAUUUAAAAAAAAAUCAUGGAAGAACCUUCGACCAAUUUAAAAAACUCUAAAACACAUAUGAAUUCCAAAAUAUCUUAAGUUUUAGAGAAGACAAAAAAAAAAUCAACAAUUCCGAUAUCACACUAGUCUCAUUGUUUGUAAUUAUCAAAUAAUUACAUAAGAAAAAUACAGAUAUAUUUAUAUUUAUGUUAUUUUAAUUAAAAAGAAUCAUAUUAUAGUUGUUAUAUUCCAGUUGCAAUUUGUAUUCAAUACAAAAAAAUAUAUAUAUAAAAAAAUAAACUAUAAUAAUACAGAUUAGAAAAUAAAUGUUUACCAUAGAGUAAAUAUUACCAAAGAGAGAUUAUAUAUAAUUUAAAAAUAGAACAGUAGAUGUGGACUAUACGUAAAUGUUGCUUAGUAUAUGGAGCGGUAGGAAAAUAGGUGACAAGGAUAGAAAUAUUAUAAACGAGAAGAGGGAGAGAGAAGAGAAAUCAAAUAUGGCAGCGACAAUGGUAGAAACGCCUCCUCCUCAGUUGAUAACCACAAUAGAAUGGAGUAUGAUGGACAAGAGUAAAUUUUUUCCAUUAUAUACAUUAAGUAGUUUUACAGUCCGAUGCGCCCUCUAUCCGUUGACAUUAGUAAAAACACAAAUACAAGUACAGAGGAAAAAAGAGGCGUACAGCGGUGUUGUGGAUGCCAUAAAGAAGAUAUACGCUAAUGAAGGCGUCUCGGGCCUCUAUAGAGGAUUUUGGCUUUCAAGUUUUCAGAUAAUCUCCGGUGUUUUUUAUAUAUCCACGUAUGAAGGUGUCAGACAUGAGCUUGGGAAACACGAAAUAAGUCCGAGAAUGAAGUCGUUCAUCGCCGGCGGGUGUGCGUCUAUGGUGGGACAAACUAUCAUUGUACCAUUCGACGUGCUCAGCCAACAUCUCAUGGUGCUAGGUUUAGUUAAGGGUAGAACGGGAUGCAGCAAAAACCCCAAAAUCAACCCGUUAGGUCUGGACCUGGACAAAGGUUUAUCCAAGGCGGCGCUGGCCCGCGAGGUGGCGCUGCGGGUGUACCGGCUGCACGGCGCCUGGGGAUACUACCGCGGCUACGCGGCCUCGCUAGCCGCCUACGUGCCCAACUCCGCGCUCUGGUGGGCGUUCUACCAGGCCUACCAGGAGGAAUUACUGCGGAUCAGUCCGUUAUGGAUGUCGCAUUUGUUCCUGCAGUGCGUCGCCGGUACCUUGGGCGGCUUCACCACAACUUUCCUCACAAACCCACUGGAUAUCGUGAGAGCAAGGCUGCAGGUGGAAGGCGUAGGCUCAAUGCGACAAGUGUUCAAAAGCUUAUGGCGUGAAGAGGGACUCGCGGGGCUGUAUGUGAAGGGUCUGUCGGCGCGGCUGGUGCAGUCCGCGUGCUUCUCAUUCAGCAUCAUUCUAGGCUAUGAGAGCAUCAAGCGGGUGUCUGUCAGUGAGGAGUUCCGCCCCCACGUGCGCUGGUGAUGAGUACACGACAGCGAGCA
This is a messenger RNA of Galleria mellonella (greater wax moth), 1682 nucleotides long. RefSeq names its product solute carrier family 25 member 44. The transcript is spliced from 8 exons. Bases 586 to 1662 code for a protein of 358 amino acids. NCBI's taxonomy places the organism in Eukaryota, Metazoa, Arthropoda, Insecta, Lepidoptera, Pyralidae. Gene Ontology annotation, biological process: branched-chain amino acid catabolic process. The record is from RefSeq and is a predicted model, not a curated record. Gene Ontology annotation, cellular component: mitochondrion. Gene Ontology annotation, molecular function: branched-chain amino acid transmembrane transporter activity.